AUGGUUCACGUCGAAUUCGCGGUCUGGUUGGCCCUUUAUUUCCUCUCAUCUGCUCUCGCAGCCGAUGUCUUCCCAGAUUGCACCAGCGGGCCUCUCAGCAAGCUGGCUAUCUGCGAUACCUCCCGCGAUCCCGUUGCACGAGCCAGGUCCCUCGUGGCUGCGAUGACGCUGGAGGAGAAGAUCAACAACACUCGAUUUGACUCUCCCGGUCUUCCUCGCCUGGGACUACCGGCCUACAACUGGUGGAGCGAGGCCCUACACGGCGUCGCCGACUCUCCCGGAGUGCACUUCGCCGACAGCGGAGAGUUCAGCUACGCGACCUCGUUUCCAGCGCCCAUCGGUCUGGGCUCCGCGUUUGACGACGAACUCGUCAAGCAGGUCGCUACCGUAAUCAGCACCGAGGCCAGAGCCUUCGGCAACACGGGCCACGGCGGCCUUGACUACUGGACGCCUAAUAUCAACCCGUUCAAAGAUCCCCGAUGGGGUCGCGGACAGGAAACCCCUGGUGAAGACGCGCUGCAUACCGCACGAUAUGUCUACCAUCUCAUUGAUGGUCUGCAAGGGGGCAUCGGACCAGCCCAUCCCAGAAUCGUGGCGACCUGCAAGCACUUCGCCGCCUACGACCUGGAAGACUGGAACGGCAUCGAGCGCUACGCCUUCGAUGCUAUCGUCUCCUCACAGGAUCUGGCCGAGUAUUAUUUGCCGCCGUUCAAGACUUGCACGCGCGACGCCAAAGUUGACGCCGUCAUGUGCAGCUACAAUUCGCUGAAUGGAGUUCCGACCUGCGCCGACCCAUGGCUCCUGCAAACCCUGCUGCGUGAGCACUGGCAGUGGGAGGCUCCUGGACACUGGGUCACAGGUGAUUGCGGUGCCAUCCAAAACAUCUACGCGGACCAUCACUACGCCGCGGACGGAGCGCACGCCGCUGCGGCCGCAAUCAAAGCUGGCACCGACCUGGACUGUGGAGAUGUGUUUCCUCGAUUCCUAGGUGAAGCCGCAGAGCAAGGGCUGUUCUCCAACCGCACGUUGGACCGCGCCUUGACGCGGCUGUACUCGUCGCUCGUCAAGCUGGGCUACUUCGAUCCUGCCGACGACCAGCCCUACCGGUCCCUAAGCUGGGAGGACGUGUCCACGACGCAGGCGGAACAACUCGCCUAUACGGCCACCGUGGAGGGUCUUGUCCUGCUGAAGAACAAACACACCCUGCCGCUAAAGAAGAACGGCACUGUUGCGCUUAUCGGCCCCUAUGCCAACGCCACCACCCAGAUGUUGGGCAAUUACUACGGUUUCCCAAAAUACCUGCGCACGCUUCUCUGGGGUGCCUCCCACGCGGGAUACAAAGUCCGCUAUGUUCCCGGCACGGGCAUGGACUCUGACAGCACCGAGGGGUUCGACGAUGCCAUAUCCGCCGCCAAGGACGCAGAUUUCAUCAUCUACGCCGGCGGCAUCGACAACGACAUCGAAGCCGAGUCCAAGGACCGUACGACUAUUGUCUGGCCCGGUAACCAACUUGACCUCAUCGACCAGCUGGCGGACGUGGGAAAACCGCUGGUUGUGGUCCAGUUCGGCGGUGGCCAGGUCGACGACUCCUCGCUUCUGGAGAAUGACGGCGUCGGCGCUCUCCUCUGGGCCGGCUAUCCCGGUCAGGCCGCCGGCGCUGCCAUAUUCGAUGUCCUGACUGGCAAAGUCGCGCCCGCUGGCCGCCUGCCAGUAACGCAGUACCCGGCUGGCUAUGUCAAUGAAGUCCCUAUGACCAAUAUGGCAUUGCGUCCUGGAUCAGGAAGCCCCGGCCGGACGUAUCGAUGGUAUGAUGAGGCCGUGAUCCCGUUUGGAUACGGACUCCAUUACACCACUUUUGACGUUGCGUGGGACAAGUCAUCCGGUCCAUACGAUACCGCGACGUUGGCGAAGUCAGGUAUAAAUCCCUCGGACACGGCAAUUCUAGACACUUUCAGUUUAACGGUCAAAAACGUCGGAAACGUCACCUCGGACUAUGUCGCACUUGUCUUCUUGACGGGCGACGUUGGACCGAAGCCAUAUCCCAUCAAGACAUUGGUGGGUUAUAAACGUGCAAAGCAGAUCAAGCCCGGGCAGAGCCAGACGGUCGAGAUAGAGGUGGCUGUCGGCGCAGUGGCGCGUUAUGCUACUAAUGGCAACCAAAUACUGUAUGCUGGGGAGUAUGAGCUGCAUAUCGAUAUUGAGAAGGAAGACACGCUUUCCUUUGUGGUGAAGGGGGAGGACAAGCUGUUGGAUGUAUUUCCUCAGCCUGAUGGCAAUCGGACUUCUGUUACAUUGCAGUAACGGUGUGCUGAAUUAAACUGUACAAAUGAUUUCGAACAAUGGGUUGAUUGGCAGUAUUAAAGCCCCCCUUGUAGGCAUUGUCUGGGUAGGUCCAUCGGCCAUCCCCUAGUUAUAGAUAGAUAACUUCCAUAAGCA
Messenger RNA from Aspergillus melleus, 2436 nucleotides. It is a transcript of the gene bxlB, whose product is annotated as putative beta-xylosidase. NCBI's taxonomy places the organism in Eukaryota, Fungi, Ascomycota, Eurotiomycetes, Eurotiales, Aspergillaceae. Gene Ontology annotation, biological process: arabinan catabolic process; xylan catabolic process. Bases 1 to 2301 code for a protein of 766 amino acids. The transcript has a single exon. The record is from RefSeq and is a predicted model, not a curated record. Gene Ontology annotation, cellular component: plant-type cell wall. Gene Ontology annotation, molecular function: xylan 1,4-beta-xylosidase activity; alpha-L-arabinofuranosidase activity.